AUGUCUUAUGAAGAGGAAGUUUCAACACUUUUUACAAAGGAUUUAGAUACUACGAGGGAAAGCGAAAUUAUAUCAAGUGAAAAUAUUCGUGAAAUCAUUAAUGAGAACAAAGCAUUGCGGAAUACUGUGUCACUGCUCCUGCUGAAUACAAGUCUUAGAUUGGCAAAGUUAAUGGGAGAGUUUACGAUAAAGAUGGACAGUGUGAAUGAGAAAUUUCAAUUUAAUGAUGGAGAUAAAACUAGAAUCCAGUCUUCACAUGAAACCUCCCACAGAACCGCUUCAGCCGCUAGAUCACCCUACGAAUAUUAUGGUGAUCAGCAACAAAACUCUUUUUCAGGUUUUCAAGAAAGGAGACCCCUGCCGGAAUUCAGAAGUGAAAGAAACAGAAGUCCCAUAUCGGAAUUCAGAGCUGAGAGCAACAGAAGUCCAUUACAGGAAUUCAGGGUUGAGAGCUACAGCAGUCCCAUGUCAGAAUUUAUAACUGAAAGAAACAGAAGUCCCGUACCAGAAUCCAGAGCUGAGAGCAAAACAAGUCCCGUAUCGGACUUUAGAACUAAAAGAAACAAAAGUCCCGUGCCGGAAUUCAGACCUCAGAGCAAUAGAAGCCCGUUACCGGAAUUCGGAACUGAGAGCAACAGAAGUCCUGUGCUAAAAUUCAGAAGUGAGAGCAACAGAAGUCCCGUCCCGGACUUUAGAACUGAAAGAAACAGAAGUCCAGUUCCGGGAGGUGAGCACAACAGAAAUCCAUUACCGGAAUUCAGAGCUGAGAGUAACAGAAGUCCCAUGUCGGACUUUAGAACUGAAAGCAAUGAAAGUCCUGUGUCGGAUUCUCGAACUAACAGAAACAGUAGCCCUAUGUCCGAGCACAGAAGUGAAAGAAACAGAAGUCCAUUACCGGAAUUCAAAGUUGAAAGCAACAGAAGUCCCGUGCCGGAAUUCGGAGCUGAAAGCAACAGAAGUCCAGUAUCGGAAUUUAGAGUUGAGAGCAAAAGAAGUCCUUUACUGGAAAUUGGAGUUGAAGGAAAUAGAAGUCCCGUGCUGGAAUUCGGAGCUGAGAGCAGCAAAAGCGCCGCGUCGGAUUUCAGAAUUGAAAGAAACAGAAGUCCCGUGCUCGAGCACAGAAGUAAAAGAAACAGAAGUCCCUUUCCAGAAUAUAGAGCAGGGCGCAACAGAAGUCCAGCACCGGAAUAUAGAGCAGAGCGCAACAGAAGUCCAGUGCCAGAAUAUAGAGUGGGGCGCAACAGAAGUCCAGUUCCGGAAUUCAGACCAGAUAGCUACAGAAGUCCCGUGCCAGAAUUCACGGCUGAGCCCAACAGAAGUCCAUUACCGGAAUUCAGUGCUAUGAGCAACAGAAGUCCAUUACCAGAAUUCAAAGUUGAAAGCAACAGAAGCCCCAUACCCGAGCACAGAAGUGAAAGAAGAAGUCCCGUGUCGGAUUUUAGAACUAAAAGAAACAAAAGUCCCGUGCCGCAAUUCAGAGCGGAAAGCAACAUAAGUCCAGUAUCGGAAUAUAGAGUAGGGCACAACAGAAGUCCAUUACCGGAAUUCAGAGCUGAGAGUAACAGAAGUUCCAUGUCGGACUUUAGAACUGAAAGCAACGAAAGUCCCGUGCUGGAAUUUAGAACGAAAAGCAACAAAAGUCCAGUACCGGAAUAUAGAGCAGAGGGCAACAGAAGUCCAGAACCGGAAUAUAGAGCAGCGCGCAACAGAAGUCCAUUAUCAGAAUAUAGAGCUGAGAGCAACAGAAGUCCAGUACCGGAAUAUAGAGCAGAGAGCAACAGAAGUCCAGUAUCGGAAUAUAGAGCAGAGAGCAACAGAAGUCCAGUAUCGGAAUAUAGAGCAGAGAGCAACAGAAGUCCAGUAUCAGAAUAUAGAGCAGAGAGCAACAGAAGUCCAGUAUCAGAAUAUAGAGCAGGGCACAACAGAAGUCCAGUAUCAGAAUAUAGAGCAGAGAGCAACCGAAGUCCAGUACCAGAAUAUAGAGCAGAGGGCAACAGAAGUCCAGUAUCAGAAUAUAGAGCAGAGGGCAACAGAAGUCCAGUAACAGAAUAUAGAGCAGAGGACAACAUAAGUUCAGUAUCAGAAUUUAGAGCAGAGGGCAAUAGAAGUCCAGUAUCAGAAUAUAGAGCAGAGGGCAACAGAAGUCCAGUACCAGAAUAUAGAGCAGAGGGCAACAGAAGUCCAGCACCAGAAUAUAGAGCAGAAAGCAACAGAAGUCCAGCAUCGGGAUAUAGAGCAGAGAGCAACAGAAGUCCAGUAUCAGAAUAUAGAGCAGAGGGCAACAGAAGUCCAGUAUCAGAAUAUAGAGCAAAGAGCAACAGAAGUCCAGUAUCAGAAUAUAGAGCAGAGGGCAACAGAAGUCCAGUAUCAGAAUAUAGAGUAGAGAGCAACAGGAGUCCAGUAUCAGUAUCAGAAUAUAGAGCAGAGAGCAACCGAAGUCCAGUAUCAGAAUAUAGAGCAGAGGGCAACAGAAGUCCAGUAUCAGAAUAUAGAGCAAAGAGCAACAGAAGUCCAGUAUCAGAAUAUAGAGCAGAGGGCAACAGAAGUCCAGUAUCAGAAUAUAGAGUAGAGAGCAACAGAAGUCCACUAUCAGAAUAUAGAGUAGAGAGCAACAGAAGUCCAGUAUCAGAAUAUAGAGCAGAGAGCAACCGAAGUCCAGUAUCAGAAUAUAGAGCAGGGCGCAACAGAAGUCCAGUACCAGAAUAUAGAGCAGAGGGCAACAGAAGUCCAGUAUCAGAAUAUAGAGCAAAGAGCAACAGAAGUCCAGUAUCAGAAUAUAGAGCAGAGGGCAACAGAAGUCCAGUAUCAGAAUAUAGAGUAGAGAGCAACAGAAGUCCAGUAUCAGUAUCAGAAUAUAGAGCAGAGGGCAACAGAAGUCCAGUAUCAGAAUAUAGAGCAGGUCGCAACAGAAGUCCAGUAUCAGAAUAUAGAGCAGAGAGCAACCGAAGUCCAGUAUCAGAAUAUAGAGCAGAGGGCAACAGAAGUCCAGUAUCAGAAUAUAGAGUAGAGAGCAACAGAAGUCCAGUAUCAGUAUCAGAAUAUAGAGCAGAGGGCAACAGAAGUCCAGUAUCAGAAUAUAGAGCAGGGCGCAACAGAAGUCCACUAUCAGAAUAUAGAGCAGAGAGCAACCGAAGUCCAGUAUCAGAAUAUAGAGCAGAGGGCAACAGAAGUCCAGUAUCAGAAUAUAGAGCAGAGGGCAACAGAAGUCCAGUAUCAGAAUAUAGAGCAAAGAGCAACAGAAGUCCAGUAUCAGAAUAUAGAGCAGAGGGCAACAGAAGUCCAGUAUCAGAAUAUAGAGUAGAGAGCAACAGAAGUCCACUAUCAGAAUAUAGAGUAGAGAGCAACCGAAGUCCAGUAUCAGAAUAUAGAGCAGAGGGCAACAGAAGUCCAGUAUCAGAAUAUAGAGCAGAGGGCAACAGAAGUCCAGUAUCAGAAUAUAGAGCAAAGAGCAACAGAAGUCCAGUAUCAGAAUAUAGAGCAGAGGGCAACAGAAGUCCAGUAUCAGAAUAUAGAGUAGAGAGCAACAGAAGUCCACUAUCAGAAUAUAGAGUAGAGAGCAACAGAAGUCCAGUAUCAGAAUAUAGAGCAGAGAGCAACAGAAAUCCAGUAUCAGAAUAUAGAGCAGGUCGCAACAGAAGUCCAGUACCAGAAUAUAGAGCAGAGGGCAACAGAAGUCCAGUAUCAGAAUAUAGAGCAGAGGGCAAAAGAAGUCCAGUAACAGAAUAUAGAGCAGAGGGCAACAGAAGUCCAGUAUCAGAAUAUAGAGCAGAGGGCAACAGAAGUCCAGUAUCAGAAUAUAGAGCAGAGGGCAACAGAAGUCCAGCACCAGAAUAUAGAGUAGAGAGCAACAGAAGUCCAGUAUCAGAAUAUAGAGCAGAGUGCAACAGAAGUCCAGUACCAGAAUAUAGAGCAGAGGGCAACAGAAGUCCAGUAUCAGAAUAUAGAGCAGAGGGCAACAGAGGUCCAGUAACAGAAUAUAGAGCAGAGGGCAACAGAAGUCCAGUACCAGAAUAUAGAGUAGAGUGCAACAGAAGUCCAGUACCAGAAUAUAGAGCAGAGAGCAAUAGAAGUCCAGUACUGGAAUAUAGAGCAGCGGGCAACAGAAGUCCAGUAUCAGAAUAUAGAGCAGAGGGCAACAGAAGUCCAGCACCAGAAUAUAGAGUAGAGAGCAACAGAAGUCCAGUAUCAGAAUAUAGAGCAGAGAGCAACAGAAGUCCAGUAUCAGAAUAUAGAGCAGAGAGCAACAGAAGUCCAGUACCAGAAUAUAGAGCAGAGGGCAACAGAAGUCCAGUAUCAGAAUAUAGAGCAGAGGGCAACAGAAGUCCAGUAUCAGAAUAUAAAGCAGAGGGCAACAGAAGUCCAGUACCGGAAUACAGAGCAGAGGGCAACAGAAGUCCAGUACCGGAAUACAGAGCAGAGGGCAACAGAAGUCCAGUAUCAGAAUAUAGAGCAGAGGGCAACAGAAGUCCAGUAUCAGAAUAUAGAGCAGAGAGCAACAGAAGUCCAGUACCGGAAUACAGAGCAGAGGGCAACAGAAGUCCAGUAUCAGAAUAUAGAGCAGGGCGCAACAGAAGUCCAGUACCGGAAUAUAGAGCAGAGGGCAAUAGAAGUCCAGUACCAGAAUAUAGAGUAGAGAGCAACAGAAGUCCAGUAUCAGAAUAUAGAGCAGAGGGCAGCAGAAAUCCAGUACCGGAAUAUAGAGCAGAUGGCAACAGAAGCCCCGUGGCCGAAUUCAGAGCUGAAAGCAACAGAAAUCCCGUGCCCAAGCACAGAAGUGAAAGAAGAAGUCCUGUUCCGGAAUUCAGAACUGAGCGCAACAGAAGUCCAUUACCGGGAUUCAUAGCUGCGAGCAACAGAAAUCUAGGACCGGAAUUCAUAACUGAAAGAAGCAAAAGCCCCGUGUCCGAGCACAGGAGUGAUAGAAACAGAAGCCCCUUCUCGGAACACGGAGCUAUUGCAGAGACAAGAAUUUCUUCUGAAUCUACACGAGAAAUUAUUCAACGAACAGGUGCUGAGCUAAAAGACGAAUGGGAGAGCUUAAGUCUGAAGACCUCCGGAAAUUAUCACAGAAAGGUGAAGGUUAACUCUGAUGCGGUAGUUCCACAGCGAGAUAUUUCUCGAGGGAGGAGCGACGCGGAUUCGAAAUCAUACACUGGAGUCAGUUCAGGGCGAGAUGUAGUUGGUGACCCUGUGGCUACUUCAACACCGAAAAUCCGCGGACAUGUGUGGGAACCGUUGGCCACGUCGACCCCAAAACCCCAAGAUGACAGAUUAGUAGCUGUUAUCAUGAAUAAAGCUACCAUGGUAAAAGAGAAGGGAAGACUUGUUGGAGAAAUCGCCUUUCAGAUGGACAGAAGAAUCCUGGAAUAUAUUUUCACUGGGUAUGCAACCGAUAAAAAUCCAAAGAAGAGGCGUUAUUACGGGUUUAACAUAGGAAAUAUUGGCGCCAUGAUCCAAAAAGAAGCUGUUUUAUUGGAUGGUUCACGAGAUCAUCGGAGAGAGUUAAAAAUGCGCAAACGAUUUGAUCACGUGGUCCAGACUUUAGCCAAGCUAGGAUAUCACCUAGAUAAGCUCGGGGAGUUUUCACAAAAUAUGGUCAAUAAAUACGGUCUUCUUCGUGAUCCACCAAGUAGGAAAAUGGUCAGGAAGCUGGGAUUAAAUGAUCCAAUGGUUUUAAGAGAGGUGUUUUCUCAAUUGAUACAAGACGAGAAAGAACUUCGUAACGUCUUGCUGCUACUUGACUGUCUGUGUUUGUUGGCGUAUGAAGACGGGCGGCCUCUCCUAUUGUGGUAAUUGAUGUUUUGCCAGUAGUAAAAAAAUUGUAUUAUU
Messenger RNA from Ostrea edulis (European flat oyster), 5829 nucleotides. RefSeq names its product serine/arginine repetitive matrix protein 2-like. The record is from RefSeq and is a predicted model, not a curated record. Lineage: Eukaryota; Metazoa; Mollusca; Bivalvia; Ostreida; Ostreidae. Bases 1 to 5793 code for a protein of 1930 amino acids. The transcript has 3 exons.